Molecule: messenger RNA, 1335 nt
Organism: Aureobasidium vineae
Lineage: Eukaryota; Fungi; Ascomycota; Dothideomycetes; Dothideales; Saccotheciaceae
Source: the annotation of a GenBank genome assembly
CCGUCACUGGCUCUGCGCCGUGGCUAUGCCUCGCCGACGGCAUCCAACCUGCCUGCCGGACUCCAGAAUGCCAUCCAAAAAGAAGCAUCCCUGGCCACACCGGACCCUUCGUCAGACUCGCAGACUAGCCGUCUCGUAGGCCAAUCGACACCCUACAUGGUUCCCACCUACGUCCGCCCUCCGCCCAUGUUCCAAAAGGGAGAAGGUUGCUUCUUGUGGGACGUUGAAAACAGACAAUAUCUCGACUUCACAUCUGGAAUCGCCGUCAACGCCUUGGGCCACUGCGACCCCGAGAUGUCCAAGCUGCUCGCCCAGCAACUGCUCGUAGAAAAGACGGUCGAGUCAGGCGCUAUGACCGACGCAGCAAGAGCAUUCAUCUGCAACUCUGGUUCCGAGGCCAACGAGGCUGCCAUCAAGUUCGCUCGCAAGUGUGGUCGCACCGCCGACGAGUCGGGAAACAAGCACGAAAUUGUCUCGUUCCACAACUCCUUUCACGGCCGCACAAUGGGCUCGCUCUCGGCCACUCCCAACCCCAAGUACCAGAAGCCCUUCGGUCCCAUGGUUCCUGGCUUCAGAUACGGCACCUACAACGACAUCGACGCCAUCAACGACCUUGUCACAGAUAAGACUUGCGGUGUCAUCAUCGAGCCCAUCCAGGGUGAGGGAGGUGUCAAUGUUGCGACCGACGACUUCCUGCUUGCCCUUCGUCGCCGCUGCACAGAAGUCGGUGCCGUCCUGAUCUACGAUGAGAUUCAGUGUGGUCUCGGUCGUACCGGCACUAUGUGGGCCCACGGUGCUCUCCCCAAGGAAGCACACCCCGACAUCCUGACCACCGCAAAGGCCCUCGGUAACGGCUUUCCCAUCGGUGCUACCAUCGUCACCGAGAACGUUUCCAGCAAGAUCGUGACCGGUGACCAUGGAACUACUUUCGGCGGCAACCCUCUCGGUUCCCGUCUUGCACACUACAUCGUUGGCCGUCUCUCCGGCGCCGAGAUCCAAGACGGUGUCAUUCAGAAGGAGAAGAUCUUCCGCAAGCGCUUUGAACAGCUCAAGCAAAAGUACCCCGAUGUUAUCACCGAGGUCCGUGGACGUGGUCUCUUGCUCGGUGUCCAACUGUCUCAAGACCCCACUCCUGUCAUCACCGCCGCCCGUGAACGCGGUCUUUUGAUCAUUACUUGCGGAACCAACACUCUCAGAUUCGUUCCUCCGCUCAUCAUCUCCGAGACCGAGAUUGAGCAAGGCAUGGACAUCCUUGAGGAUGCUAUGAAAGCUGUUUUCAGAACAGACGAGCACAUUCCUGGCACCGAUGGCCAACAAGAGAUGCGCGCCUCAUAG